This is a messenger RNA of Saprolegnia diclina VS20, 1407 nucleotides long. RefSeq lists its product as hypothetical. The coding region runs from base 76 to 1374 and encodes 432 amino acids. NCBI's taxonomy places the organism in Eukaryota, Oomycota, Saprolegniomycetes, Saprolegniales, Saprolegniaceae. The record is from RefSeq and is a predicted model, not a curated record. The transcript has 7 exons.
AGUGGUCCAAGAUGCGCAUCAGUUGCAGCUUCCGGGCAAGAGACACGGACGUUUCAACGGCCGGCCGGACGACCGAUGCAGUUCUAUCGCACGGCGCCGGAAGACCUUCUGCGUCUUCUGGAGCAGCAUGGAAAGGACGUAGUUGCAGUGCAGCGCGUCCUCGCCGAGCUGCACCGGUGCAUUCGGGACGACGCGACCAGCCGCGAGCGCAUGGCGCAGUGCCACGUGGUGAGUCGCCUCGCCGCCCACAUCGAGCUGCAUGCAACGCAGCCCGGGUUUCUCCUGCAGCUGAGUAUCUUGCUCGACGCACUCGUGAUAUACGACGAGCACUCGACCGCCGAGCUCCAGUCGGCCAUCGUGCGCCAUGGCUUGUGGCGCCUCGUGCUUCGUGGCAUGCAAGCCACUGCCGUCGACGACGAGCUUCAAGCUCAUGGCUGUGCACUCACAUCGACGCUGUGCUACGACUACCCGCGGGCACCCCACGAUGAAAACCAAGUGGAAAUGGUGCAAAGUGGCGCUCUCGAGGCCAUUCGAACACUGCUCGUUGCCGAGAGUACGCCUCUGGCAACGUAUCUCUGCGGCGUCAGAGCCAUCGGCGAUCUCUGCUACAAGAAUGGUACGUGGGGUCGUGACGUUCUCUUGAAACUCUUAUUGUGCACAGUGGCCAACACGGAAAUCGUCCUCAAAAUCAGCUUGUUUCCGCUGCUUUCGCACGGCCUCGACGAGCAUGCCAAGCACGCAGCUGUGCUGGAGGCCAUCGCUCGUGUGUUUUUUGUGUGUCUGGUUGCCCACCCUCAUCCAAGCAAGCGCGGGAUACUGCAGUGCAGCGUCCUCGAGCGCGCGCUGCACUGCCUGCACAGCCGCGACUUGCUCGUCUCGACCGCGUACAGCAUCCUGCGUCUUCUCGAAACGACGCUGCGCGACGACGAAGCGGCCAAAGAUUUGCUCACGCAACUCGAUGGGGCCAACGUCAUCAUCAACGCCGUCGAGCAGCUCAGCGACAAGUACCACGAUAGCAUUGGUCAUCUCGUGUUCUUAGCCGCCGCGAUCUUUUCGAGCAUGUCGCUGCACGUGCCAGCAGGCGGCCGGCCCGCGCCCCAGGCCACACGCAUCCAAGGUCUCAUGCAGCACGGGGCUCACACGUUUGCGGUCUCGUCGCUCACGAGUUUUCCUACAGAAACUUUUGUCUUGGAGCAGUGCCUCUGCCUCAUGGAGCGGCUCAUGAUCAGCAAUCACUAUCGGCUGAUGCUGGUGCGGGCGGGCGCGGUGCGCAACGUGCGCUACAUUUACAACACCAAACAGAAGCAGCACGAAGGGCUUCUUGAGCUCUGCGAGCGCGUCAUGAGCACGCUGGACAAGGAGACAUCGACCUGAUGGUUGCAACUUCAACGUGUAUUUUAAUGUACA